UCAGUCAUUGCCAGUGUGCGUGCUGUUUUUGUUCUCGGUCCCUGACUUCUCAGCGAAGAGCGACACGCAUUUUGUCAACUGAAAAUAAAGACAAAACAUACAGCGCCCCAGUGUAUCUACUGAGAGAGAAGACAUUUGUAACCGAAUUAUCCAAAUAAAUUCCCCUACGACACCAAUCAGAGAGGGGCGUUUAGUAUUUGUGUUUUCUUUCUUUCUUUUUCUUUUGAAAAACCAAAAUGAAAACCAAAUUUAUCAACGGGGUUUCUUCUCCCUCUAUGUCGCUGGGUCUGCUGGUGACCGAGAACGCCUUGCAGGUUCAGCCCGACGCCCAGGAGGAUUGUAAGGAGCUGGUCUGCCCCGAUCAGCCCGACCUGGACACCCAACGCAAAGCUUAUCUGUGGUGCAGAGAGUUCCUUCAUGGAGCCUGGAAAAGCCUUGAUGAAGACGAUUUCCAUAUCACCAUCAUAAGGGGUGGUCUGAGCAACAAGCUGUUUCUGUGCAGCCUCUCUGACAGUCUGGACACUGUUGGGGACGAGCCAAGGAGCGUCCUCCUGCGCCUCUAUGGAGCCAUCCUGCAGAUGUCCUGUAAUAAAGGGGAUUCCCAACAAUCAAACAAAGAAAAUCACUUCCAAGGUGCCGAGGCCAUGGUGCUGGAGAGUGUGAUGUUUGCGAUCCUGGCCGAGAGGGAGUUGGGCCCUAAACUCUAUGGUAUUUUUCCUCAGGGUCGACUGGAGCAGUACGUCCCUAGCCGUAAACUGGACACCUGUGAGUUAAGUGACCCCAGCAUCUCAUCAGAGGUUGCAGAGAAAAUGGCUAAGUUUCAUGGAAUGAGAAUGCCCUUCAAUAAGGAACCGAAGUGGCUGUUUGGAACCAUGGACAAGUACCUGAGCCAAGUGAUGAGGCUGAAUUUUACCAGAGAAUCCCAGCUGCAUCGCUUUAACCGUCUGCUCAGCUACAACCUGCCACAGGAAAUGGAUCUGCUCAAGUCUCUGCUGGAGUCCACCCACUCUCCUGUAGUGUUUUGCCACAAUGACUGUCAAGAAGGGAACAUCCUGCUGCUGAAGGACCGCCAGACCUCAGAUAAACAGAAGCUGAUGCUCAUUGACUUUGAGUACAGCAGCUACAACUACAGGGGAUUUGAUAUUGGCAACCAUUUCUGUGAAUGGAUGUAUGACUACAACUGUGAUGAGUUUCCUUUCUUCAAAGUCAAUCCUCAGACCUACCCUUCAAAGGCCCAGCAGCUCCACUUCAUUGAACGCUACCUGCGUGAGUCUGACAGAGGGUUUGACAAUCUGAGUGAAGAGGACCAAACGAAACAGAAGCAGGAACUGUAUAUAGAAGUUAACAGAUUUGCCCUGGCAUCCCACUUCUUUUGGGGUUUGUGGUCUAUCAUCCAGGCCCGGCUCUCCACCAUCAAGUUCGGAUACCUGGAGUAUGCCCUGGCCAGAUUUGAUGCCUACUUCCAACAGAAGAAGAUCUGGGCUGUCUAAUGGAGAGAGAUGAUUGGAUGGAUUGACAACAUGUUCAGCCAAACAGCAGAAGGAGGACAUACAGGUUGAUGAAGAUUCACACUUUACUCCCACUCGCUGCCUUGAGAGGAUUUGCUGGCUACUGUUGGUGUUUUGUUUACCAAAGCCAAAACUUGAUCAUGCGGCUAGGAUGCUUAAAGUGUGCCCCACAAUCCAUUGUGGCUCAAAGUUUACACUCCCUGAGAGCCAAAAAAAGAAAAAAACAUUGACUUGUACUAACCUAGAUCACUGGUCAGAACUACUCUCAGCUUCUGUCUCGUUUGAAAGAUAUCAUUAACGCAGGGGUUUGAGCAGGAUGUGGAUUUAAUUGACACUUCAGUGUGCCAGUAACCUGGCCCUACCUGUUACUGAUUUUCUGGCUGGAGGAAUCAUUACUAGUUCAGCAGGCCAGGCUGAUGUCUACGUUUCCAGAUAGUACACACUUGUUUGUUUGAUUUAUGUUUGAGUUUUGUUGUAUUUCCAGCUGGUUAAACUCCACUAAAUCAAAAUCAAAGACAUCAAACUUCAGGUAUUUCCAUCACAAUUAGGUCUGGUUCUGUGUGGCUUCCUUAGUAGUAAUGCCAUUAAAAUGAUCAACUGUGACUCAACCUGUUAUUUUUUUGCUAACAGACGUUUGUUGGAUGUAUGCUUUUAUAAUGGAAUGGGACAAGUAUAUCCACACCUCUGUAUGGCUUAAAGAGGAAAUUGUUGCUAAGCUCUCUAGGAAACUAGGAAGCUCAAAAUUAUAUUUUAUCACUACAUUGAGGAAAACCUCAUGAUAAUAGUUCCUUUUUGUGGUAAUAGAUUAUUUGGUGACAUCACUGUUUUUUAACGCAAAUGUCUCCUGCCAGCUUGCCUCAUCAUCAGACCCAUAAUCCAGAAAGCAGUGACAUAUAGCACAGCUGCAGAUCAUUUAUUAAUAUAAGUUAUAGCUUAACAGCUGUAUGGAUACUAAGAUAAAGGGGAAUUUAGUAAAGUGCAGCUUUUACUGUAAGUAAGUGGUGUCAAUUACAUUGUCAAACCCAAACUGUUAAGAGAUAUGAGUAAAAACUGUGACUAUUUCUACCUCACCCCAUCAAGUCAUUAUAAGUGCACCAAACAUUCAAGAACUACAGAACACUAUUAUACAAAGAUACACGUAUUCUUCAUCUGCUGCUAACACAAGCUUCACUUUGCCUUCAAAUGAGACCUUGAUAUAUGGACUUUCAGUUUAUUUUCUUUGUUUGGCACUUCUCACAUGUGGUGAAAAACAGGUUUUCCUUUUAGGAUUCCACUUUACACUGUAAUUGACACCAGGGACCAUGAGCUACAGCAGCUUCUCAGCUUGCCACCAUAAUAGCAGUCUGUCAAACAUUACAGCAAAUGCUUUUCCAUAAUAGAAAUCAACUGUCACACAUUUCCCAUGUUGGAGGGUCGUAUUGACGAUGUUGAUGAACAAAAAGACUAAAGCUCCGAAAUUGCUCCCUGUAUACUGAUUGAUAUUUACUGUUCAUGACAUGCAUACUACUUUCUGCAAAGCAAUCCUUAUGCAUUGCUCCAUAUUUUCUAGAUGUGAAAACUACUGUGCAUCUCUUCAGCUGUCAGUGAUGACACAAAAUGAUUUCACGAGUAAACGAUUGAGUGUCCAACAUAUAGGAAGUUGUGAACAAGUGAGCAAGGGGGUGAUUUCAAACAUAGCCUAAAAUUGACAUUUCACUCCCGUGCCUUCCGCCUCUCAAUAUACGCACUUUACAAUGGAAACAGAGCAAAGUCAUCACUCAAAAUUAUGUCUUUUUUUUUAAACUUGGGGAACGCUGGUGGCUCACCUGGUUAGAUGCGUACUAUUAUAGUUGAAUCCUUAAAACAGCUCUCUCACCUGCCUUUCCUGUCUCUCCAUUAUCUCCACUAUCUCUGCUAUUGCUGUCUAAGUAAAGGUGGAAAGUGCUGGAAAAAAAAAACAAUAAAAAACAUGGGUCCUAGAUAUCAGAAAAUGAUGGACAAGCAGGCUUGUUAUUUCUUACCAGAGAUCAUUGAUUUUGCAGAUGGUAAUGACUGCUGUCACUGGCAGUUUUUAUCAGCAGUGGUUAGCUAGCUAAUUAGCUAGGUAAUGUUCGCACCAUAAGUUUGUUAAACAUGUUGUCUCCACCUGACUUGUUAAUGUUUUUAGCUAACUCUGUUUAAUGUGAGAACCCUGUAAAAAGAGUUUUAAAUGUGCACUUGAUGGCUACAUACAUGAUAUGCUAAAAGACUGAGGCUAAAAGCUCCCAAUAUGUGAAAAAAUGGCAUACACUUUUCAGUGCCUUUCAAACACUUGUUCUUGUGUUGUGCUUGUGGUUUUGAAAAAGACUAAAAACAAAUAACAUUCUCCAAAGUCUUAAAAUGUUGAGUAUUUCUCCUGCUACAACUUCAUGCACAACAUGUGAAAAAUCCAAAGCUUAACAGGCCUGCUAAGCCUAGUUGCAGUUGCCAAACCAUGAUUGGAUAAUAGCUGUUUGGGGUAGGGUCACAGCAAAAGCCAAUUCAAAAAGUCAGUGUCUCCAUGACCAAGGAUAUUGCUGAACACUUGCUCUGUGUAAUAUUUCACAAAACCAUAUUGAAACACCUUAUUUUACUGUUGUUCACCAUAGUCAAACUGUUGUGAAAAGAUACAUGAAAAGCUGCACCUGAAAAACACUGCAAUACGCCAUGUGACUGCACUGCUACAAAUGAAAGCUGUAUAACCACUGCAAAGGCUGGCAUACAUAUCUGUAUUCAUUUCAGUUUAAUUGUAGCAGAUUUAUAGGGAUAUCAGGGUAUGCUCCCUGUUGACUUGGGAGUCACUCUGUUUUAGCAUGAAAGCUAACAAAAUAAAUAUGUGACUCUUGUGAAGUGUACAGUAGGCUUUACCUCAUAUUGAGAAUGGCUAUACAGUUUCCAGUGGACACAGAACCAAGGGAACUGAGCUGGAUCAUGACACUAAACUGAACCACCCAGAAGUGUUUGAAUGUCUACUGUGGCACUUUUGAAUCGGAGGACUGCAAAAAGUAUUAAAAAAAACAAACAACAACAACAACAAAAAAUGCUCUAUGUAUCUUGAGUAUUUCAAUGUUUAAACAUUUAGAGGGUUGCAGAACUAUGGCUUUUACGUUGCUGAAAUGUUAGUUUUAUUCUACAUCCAAAUGUAUUUUCUUACAAAUUUCUUUUGGAAUAUGGCAAAUGUAUAGUCUUAUCUUUAUUUUGAGAUACUUAUACUGUAUGAUACAGCUGUUAAAAUUCUUGUUGAAAGUGUUACUGGUACAGCCUUCAUGAGGCAAUAAUCUCUACUUUAGUUUUAGUAGUUUUUUUAAGUACGAUUCAGUGAUCCUUUCUUCUACAUAACCUGAAUUAGUAGUUUUCUUAUUCAGAAGUUGUCUUUUAUUUUGAAAAUUAUUUGCCCUGACCUUUAAUUGUGUGCUAUUUCUGUCUCAAUAUUGUUGUCCUUUUUCUUCACAUUUUUGAAAAUAUUUGUUAUAUAAAAUUGAACACCUUUAUCUGUAGUUACAGUACAUUCCAUACUUGCUACUUAAUUUUCUGUAUUGCAUACACUUCAAACCAAACUCCAGACUAAAUUUUUAAAUUACAAUAAAAUUUGAAUUUGUCCCCAGGGAACAAACACACUCACUUCUCUUUAAACUUUUAAUGCAAAGUAUGUAAUAUUAAUGUAAUGUAAUAUUCACUAAUAUAAUGUAAUAUUAAAAAUAAUCCAAAUAUAAACUUGAGAAUGUACAUGUUGUAAUACACAUGUGAUAUGCUUAUUUUUUGCAGAUUCUGCUCUGUGAUGGCAACCUUAAGUACACUAUCAUGUGACUCACAGUGAUAACCUUUGCUAUUUAUGCAGCUUUACUGAAUGCAUACAGUAGGUACUCAUAAAAACCUACUUUUUAAUUAAAAAUGUUUCAGAUUAAUUGCAUAGAAAUGACCUUGGCUGUAUAUUUAUUUUUCUGCACAAAUAAAAAUUAAAGAGGAAGAAAUUUA
Messenger RNA from Lates calcarifer (barramundi perch), 5480 nucleotides. RefSeq names its product choline kinase alpha (gene chka). Gene Ontology annotation, cellular component: cytoplasm. Gene Ontology annotation, biological process: phosphatidylethanolamine biosynthetic process; CDP-choline pathway. Gene Ontology annotation, molecular function: ethanolamine kinase activity; choline kinase activity. NCBI's taxonomy places the organism in Eukaryota, Metazoa, Chordata, Actinopteri, Centropomidae. The record is from RefSeq and is a predicted model, not a curated record. The coding region runs from base 237 to 1490 and encodes 417 amino acids. The transcript is spliced from 12 exons.